UUCAAAACUUCCCGCCCUCGAUGCAGCCUUAGCAGGGCUGCCGUUUGCACGGCAUCAACAACUUCUAUGACUCCGCGGCGUUUGCUUCUAGGCGCAUCGCGAAGAAGCACUAGGACGAUGAACGGGCUGCGUGUGUCUACUCUUUAAAUCGAUAGCCGUACGACCUUCGCAAACGGAGUUGAUUCUGCUCCUUAUUGUCGUUGAUAUAGUGUCAGAAAUGAGUGGCAUUCGGGUAUGGCUGGACAUGUCGGCCCUGUUUUCCGACGUGCGCCAACAGAGUUGUGUCUCCGUGCAUCACGACAAAAUGCCGACCGUAAAAGACGUCCAGGACCACAUUCGCCGGGUGUUUGGUAUUGACAAGACUUUCCAUAUUCUCAAUGACGGCUUUCUCCUACCGCCCUCGGAGAGUUCUUUAAUUUUGCGUGAUAACGACUGCAUCAGCAUUACGACAUCUGACCAGAAAUCUACUGAGAUGAAGCAAGAGAGCAGACCUAAACAAUCUGAAGAAAGAACGCCGGGGAAAAUUACCAUUCCAGAUGCUUUUGCUGUUGCUGGUACACUGACCGAUGAACCUGCACAGUCCAACGGCAUUGUCAAACCAACUUCAUUUGAAAACAUGACCAUUAGUUUUUGUCAUAGCCGUCAGGUAUCUGUGCAGCCAGCGCCAUCCGAGCAGUCAUUUCCAAAUAAAGCAGCACCAGCUUUGCAGACUUUUCCAAAUACGCCAGCACCACCUCUGCAGACAUCUCUAAAGGCACCAGCACCACCCCCACAGACAUCAAAUGGACACUCAGUUAAUGAAACACCUAGUCAAGACCUAGAUUCAAACAGUGAAACAGAUUCUGGUCGAAAACGUAAAAGAAUUCGCAGGAGGAAAAAGAAGCCGUCUCAAGAUGGUGAACCAAAAGCUAAAGAGGUUCGGCUAAGCCCUUACAUUCUGAACAAAUAUAAUCAAGGUGUGAGCCAUGUACUCAACUCAUCUCUGGCUAAGCCAAGUAAUAAAAAGCAUAUUUUCUUUCAAGAUGAACAUGAGAAAGAGAUGGAUACCAAUGUAGAAUUGUCUGGCAAUGAAAAUUUAGUUCCAGCCCCAACACUUGGGUCAUCUACUGUAGGAGAUCUCUCCAAACUAAUGUCGCUUGGAAAUCAAAAAGGGCCUGCAGUGUUUGAAAGGAAGAAAGAUCAAGCAACAUCUGAAUCCAAAGCAGAAACACUUAAGCCAGUCUUGCCAGUGCCAGAAAAGCCUGCUGUACCUACUGCCCCAAAGCUUGUUACAUUGGACUCCUUACCUGUCAAAGAAACAACAAUUAAAUUUAAGAUUUUAAAGAUGGUGAAUUAUUCACCAGUAGUAUCUGAGGAAAUUACAGCAAGAGUAAUUUCACCUGAUUUCACAUCAAAUCAGCUAUUUCUACAAAUUCUAGAGGGAUUAAGUGAAUUGCAGACAGAGAGGGGCAAGUUCAGCUUAGAUGACGGCGAAGGAGAAGAAGGGGAUUCCGCCCCAAGUGAAUAUGUGUAUCUUAAUUUUCUAGACAUGAUUGAAGCAAGAGCGGUCCAGUAUCAUUAAUAUUAAUUCUAUCCCCCUCAAGGGAGUAAAACUUUCAUUUCAACUUGUUUGUUUAUUUUUAUUUUUUUGUCCUCUUUCUGUACUUGCUUUGUCAUCAAUAGUCAAUAAAUAUAUAAAAUUAAGUCACAAA
Molecule: messenger RNA, 1691 nt
Organism: Frankliniella occidentalis (western flower thrips)
Lineage: Eukaryota; Metazoa; Arthropoda; Insecta; Thysanoptera; Thripidae
Product: coilin
Exons: 6
Coding region: 218-1561 (447 amino acids)
Source: RefSeq, a predicted model, not a curated record